Molecule: messenger RNA, 1901 nt
Organism: Phyllopteryx taeniolatus (common seadragon)
Lineage: Eukaryota; Metazoa; Chordata; Actinopteri; Syngnathiformes; Syngnathidae
Gene: lamtor1
Product: late endosomal/lysosomal adaptor, MAPK and MTOR activator 1
Exons: 5
Coding region: 210-689 (159 amino acids)
Biological process (GO): positive regulation of MAPK cascade; regulation of receptor recycling; cellular response to amino acid stimulus
Cellular component (GO): membrane raft; Ragulator complex; lysosome
Molecular function (GO): molecular adaptor activity; guanyl-nucleotide exchange factor activity
Source: RefSeq, a predicted model, not a curated record
UUGCACGCGCAGAGCAGCUGUCAUGUGAUAGUUGCUGCUGUGGCCACUCGGAACCUCUGAGCGACGCACUGUUGCUGACACUAGCUGGCUAAGUCUGUAACCCUUUUUUUUUUAAAUGAAGUCUAAAUAAACCCCAAGCCGAGUUGUAUGUUUGUUAGCUGCUUUCUGCGGGAAAACCGGGAAGCCGGAGGGUACCGGACGCUGCUGCCAUGGGGUGCUGUUACAGCAGCGACAACGAGACAGCAGACCAGGAUAAUGAACGCAAGCCGCUGAUCACCCACCCGAACCCUGUCAGCAAGCCCCCAAAUGGCACAGACUGGAUCACUCCUACGGUCCCCUCAGCCCGAACAGAUGAACAGGCCCUGCUCACAUCCAUCCUCACCAAAACUGCACAGAACAUCAUCGAUGUGUCGGCGGCUGACUCAGUCAUUAUGGAGCAGCAUGAAUAUAUGGACAAAGCUCGGCAAUACAGUACAAAACUUGCUGUAUUGAGCAGUAGUAUGCCCCAGAAGAAAGCCCUGGCUCUCCCCUCCCUUACCAGCCAGCCCCACCAAGUGCUCGCCAGUGACCUGGUGCCAUACUCUGAUGUUCAGCAGGUAUCCAAGAUAGCGGCAUAUGCCUACAGUGCAAUCUCUCAAAUCAAAGUGGAUGCUAAAGAAGAACUAGUAGUCCAGUUUGCCAUUCCUUGAUCCUACAACUCUGGCCUGCGUAUCGCUCCUCCCAACGUGUGUGUGUGUGUGUAUGUCUCUGUCACUCCCGCAUCUUCAUACCUUCUCUUCACCCAUUUAUCAAAGUCUUGCGCUUCUUGGCUUUGGCUCUAAAUGCAGCGUAGACACAGACAAUGGAACGUAGUACCACAACGGCCAUAUCAUCACACUGUACAAAAUCGUAGGUCAAUGAGAAGUUGUUCUGCCUUACAAAACCAAUGGCUCUAUCAGUGCACAUUUAGGAAAUUGGCCUCCCCUGGAUCACGACUUUAGCCAAAAUAAAAUGUGGAAGUCCUGUCAUUGAUAGUUGUUCUUUAUUAUAACUCAUUUCAUUUUCAUGUUUGUUUACUGUGAUCAGUUUUGGAUAGCAAUCUGAAGGAGGUUAUAUUAGUUUAAACUAAUAACUUUUAUUGGUAAGCAUUUCAACUCGAUACACAGCUCAAUACUAUAAGAGUAACUGACAGGCCAUUGUUUUGUCUGUUUACACUGUUGAGGAUGCAAUAGGCUUCACUGCAGUGAAGUUUGGUAUCGAUUCAAAUCCUAUACAGCACUGGAGGCCUAUGGUUCCGGAGGUGGGAGGGAGUCUAUGCGGGACAGAUGAUGUGUAUUUUUUUGCCUUUGUACAGAACUUUCUGGCUAAUUCUAAAGCUGAAGAUGAUUGUAGAAGGUGUUUUGUAGAAAGUUAACAAUUGGCUGUGAUCUGGGGUGAUGACAACCAUUUUUAUGAAAACCAACAACACUUGAGGGCUGUGUUUGUCAGCUUUCAAACAAAGCUUUUGGCUGCCGAUUGUAAUAUGAUUUGUUCGUAUUAAUCGAAAACUAACCAGUGUAGCAGUGUGGGGAGAGCGUUAACAAUCCAUUGUACCACAACAGAUCAAAGGAUCAAAGAGCUUUUUUGAGAUUAUUUAUUUUGUGUUUUUAAACAUUUUGCGUUUCAGAGAAGAGCGCAAGAAAACGAGCUGGGAGCACAGUGAGGUGCUCUAAAGGGAUCUCGUGUAAGGCUGUGAUUAUUUUAGCUGCACAUUUGAGCUGUUGGCAAAGGGUUCUUGGCAUUUUUUUCAGUUUUUGUUUUGUUUCUCAGAUGUGUAAUACUACCUGAACUGUAUUUGUAAUAUCUUAGGCUAGUACCCCAAAAACCUAGACCCUUUUUUUUGUUUGUUUGUUUAUUAAUUCAUUAAAAACUUCCAACAGCUA